Aspergillus fumigatus Af293 is the source of this 2982-nucleotide messenger RNA. RefSeq lists its product as uncharacterized. The record is from RefSeq and is a predicted model, not a curated record. Lineage: Eukaryota; Fungi; Ascomycota; Eurotiomycetes; Eurotiales; Aspergillaceae.
AUGAUGAAAACAUCAAAACAAGUUGCUGGUUGCUCCACAGCAAGAGUUGCCAAGCUAAGAGGGGAUUUUGGACUUGGACGACGUAGACAAUCAAUUGAAGCCUGGAUUGAUCUUGACAAUGCCAAAGUACAACGCGAAGAAGCGCGUGUUUUUUUGCGCGGCCAUUCGUUUUCCGCCCGGCAUCGGUCGCGCAACACGAGUAUUCUUGUGUCUCCAUUUGCCGUUAUGGAUCUGCAGCCACCUUCAGUACUGGCUCAAUUGCCUCGCCCAUUGCAUGCCUCUACUGGUAAAACCCAGGUUGGCGAGGUGUAUAGUUUGGCCGAAUCGAAGAAGCGAAAAAGAUAUGAGGUCGUUGUUGCGGUCGAUGGGGAGGCUGUGAACAUCUACAACAUACAAACCCCCAAGCUCGUUACCUCCUAUGCCGUUCCACCGCAAUCCUCUUUCUCCUGUCGACCAUGCUCAGUGCGAAGAAAGCUCGCGAAAAAGUCCGUUGUGAAGCGACAAACUUUCGUCGCCGUGGACCGACCUGGACGAGAAAUACAAGCUUUUGUUGAAGAAAUUGGGGGCACUGGAUCAAGUGCGCCUGUCAUUUCGUCUUCGUCAUUCUCCGUGAGCGACUCGAGCAGCCCUACGGUUUUCGUCGGCAUCGUCCCUAUCGCUCCUAUGGAAGAUGACGAACAGGACUCAUUCGAUGUCUUGACUGUGCAUCAGGAUGGCCUUGUACGAAGGUUGACGUCUGACCUUAAGACUCAGCGGUGGAGUGUGAACCAUACCGAAAUCGCGAAGCUUCGCUCAACUCAUAAAGUUAAUUCCUGCUUUUUGGUGGACUUUGAUGAUGCAAAGAAAUAUCUGUUCAAAAGGCGACAAGAUCUGGUGGCUAUGGCUCUCGGUGAUUUGACCGACUCUGGAGUAGACGAACCUUCCGUGCUGGUGCUUGUCUCACAUCCGACAGGUUCGAAGCAGAUCGCUUUGAGUGAUGUUCAGGUUCAAAUUUUCUCUGUUCCCUCGAGUGCACCUUCGGAAGGACGGAUUCUUGACGAAAGCCAGAAGUUGAGACAUCUUCAAACAGUAACCUUGCCCAACAUCGAUGAGCUCAAGACAUUCGAUAGCAGCUCUCUGCAGUGGUACUUCCAUCCCGGGUCCGCGGGAUUGAAUUUGUCAUUCGAGAAGGGUUUUGUCAACAUUGAUCUCUCACAAUACGCGCCGACUGUGACAACGCGCUUCAUCCUUGAAGAUGAGAGUUUCUCUUCUCUGAUGCGCACCUCUCCUCAAUCAGUGAUUGCUGCUGGCAAAUCAAUUGUCGCUUUGUUCGACACACAAUACCAAUCCAUCCAGCGCAGUAUCGCAGUGGACAGUGUCCCUUCUGGUGGCUCCACGUCGCGCACAAUGUUCGUCAGCUACUUUGCUAAACUUGGUGUCGCUGUUGCGAUCAAGGGCAACGCACUAUUUGCAUUUGAUUUGAGCUCGUCGAUUAGUUCCCUUAAUUCUACCCUGAAACGGCCAAGGGAUGGCCUUCUCAUUGAUGCUAUUGGGCGCGGCAUUGGCUCGCCCGCGUUCCAAUUGGAUGCGUCUUCGAAGAAGAAUCGCACCGAAAUCAUGGCAUCGCUAGGUCUUACUUCGGCUGAACAGGUUAGCAAGUGGGAGGAGUUUACACAGAAGGUCGAAAAAUCCGCCAAAUCCAACGAUAACGCUGCGUUUGACGACGCGGUCCUUGAUUACUUCGGAGUCGGCGCUCCCAAGGCUUUGCCUGCGGCGCAACACUACGUGAACCCAGAAAUGGUACUCUUUCUGCUAUCCAAGAUCUUUUCUCUCAGAGAAGCAAGAAGCAAGGACAAGCUGUCGGCUACGUCAGACUCGCGCUUGACCAUUGGCAUUUGGCCGGAGAUGACCUGCAGAUGGCUUAUUCAACUCGGACACUUUUGCCUAAGCAGUGUUGAGAUUGCUCUGAGACGAGUUCAGAAGCCGCAUAUUCUGCCGCCACUGCCGACUGGUUCAUUUACCCAAGCCGUGAUCGAUUCUGAUCGUUCACUACAUCACUUCAUUGACGUCCUCCAAGGGUCGGUACUCCUCAAUGCAGAUGAGCUGGCAUAUGCCCUCAAGGUCUUGCUGACCAUGGCUCGGUCGCAUUCCAUGGUCUUAGAAGAAGCCACCAAGUCUGUGACAUAUGAUGAUGAGAACUCGAAUCAUACAAGCAAGGAGGUCACCUUACACAAUGCUGAAGCAAGCUUGCAAGAUAUCUUUAUCGGGUUCAACACCACCCUGCAGAAAAUUCACAACCAACCCUUCCCCACGAUCGUCAGCUCCUUCCGCUCUGCCCUCUCCAGAUCCGAAUUGCUCUCCAUCGUCCAUCAUCUCCGCCUUUGCCUCGCGACUGGAGGGUAUACCUCGCGCUUCACCGAAAACCCGCCCAGCCCCUUCUCCCCCGAACAGACUACACCGUCACUUUCCUUAAACACCAUUAUAAAUCUGCUGAACGCCGCUGUCGAUGCCAUUGGCCCUUCGGGAUGGAUCACCGCGGCAGGUAUCGACGACGCGAGCACACGAGACCUUGACCUCAUCGCCGAUAUGAAGUCCGAGAUCUCCGCUGCGCUUGCGGGAGUAGAGGAAGCUACAUACCUCAAGGGUAUCCUGCGCGAGUACCUCCGCUUCGCAAACAGCUUCACACAUUCCUCCGCCACGGGCAAGACGGGCGAUGUGGCCAAGCAAGCCGCAAGUCAGGAGACAUCCUCCGGGCUCGUCCGGUAUGAGAAACUCAACGGAGCCGAUCUGAUGGUGUUUGGACUCCCCGAAGGCGACGAAGGUUACGACAUUGACGCCAGCGGAAAGAUGCUUCCGUUGUCCCUCAAGGCUCCGAAAACAGAUGUGAGCAAGACGAAGGUGAAGAAGUCUACGGGCGAGGUGAAGACCCGGAGUAGCCGUGAGAUCGGAUAUCUGCGACGCAAGGCUGCUGGCAAGUACUCCUUUGAGAGGCUUCUUGUAUAG